GUCGCACACCCUUGUCUCGUUUUCAGCUCUACUUGUUGAGCCAAUUUAUCUCCGCUGAUAGUGGCAGAACAACAUCCAACGUUCAUAAUCCCAUCAGCGCAACACAGCUGGCAGGAACGAAAAUUGCUUGAUCAUUGUCUAGAAAUGGCACGGCGAUGCCGAAAGCUCACCUGUAUCACAUGAAAAUGUAGCAAUCUUCGACCAAAGAAUGCGCGUCCCCCUACAAGCAACUGGCCGAGCUUGGAAAGAAAAGGUGUUAUAAAUCGACAAUUCCCUUCGUUGUCUUGAACCGAUCAACUCAACCUCGCAUCAACAUGUCUUCUCAACACUCGAAGUCAUCAUCGUUCUCAGGUACUGAGAAAGAGUUUUCUCACUUCUCUACCAUUGAGCUAAACAGUGAUGAAUCCCACCGCUCUUGCGACAGUUCGGACCUGGAAGAUGGUCCUUCAAACCCACAUGAUAUUCCAAAUGGCGGACUCGUUGCUUGGCUGCAAGUUUUGGGGGCCUUCUUUCUCUGGUUUAACACAUGGGGUCUUGUCAACGCCUAUGGUUCAUUCGGCACAUACUAUGAACUCGGUCCUCUGCACGAAUACCCAGCAUCAACCAUCGCCUGGAUUGGCUCCAUCCAGGCCUACCUCAUGCUCUUCACCGGCGCCUUGACCGGUCCGCUUUUCGACGCAGGACACUUUCGCCUCUUACUUAUCGUUGGAUCCUCGCUCAUUGUUCUCGGUAUGGCAACGACCAGUGUAUCUACCAAGCUUUGGCAGAUCAUGCUUUCGCAAGCUUUUGCUAUCGGUAUAGGACAAGGAUGCCUGUUCUCCCCUUCGCUUGCUGUCUUGUCCACGUACUUCUCAGAUAAGAGGUUUUUCAUUGCUAUGGGUCUUGCUGCAGCUGGCAGUGGAUUGGGCGGCACCAUCUAUCCUAUCGUCUUCCACACACUUGAGCCAAAACUAGGUUUCGCCGCCACCACUCGAGUGAUCGCCUACAUAGCAGCAGGUACACUCCUUAUCUCCAACAUGGUGAUCCGCGUACGCACUCUUCCCACCCAACGCCGUCAGAUAUUUGACAUGGCAGCAUGGAAAGAACCAGCCUUCACCGUCUACGUGAUUGGUUCUAUGAUCGCUUUCCUAGGAACAUGGACGCCAUUUGUGUACAUCGAAGUCUACGCACUCGAAUACGAGAUCACCUCAAAGCAGUUUGCGUUCUAUCUACUUCCCAUCAUCACUGCUGGAUCUAUUUUCGGCAGAGUGGGACCCAACCUCAUUGCUGCCAGAAUCGGGCUGUUCAACGUAGUCAUUCCCUGCGUAACAAUCACCGGCAUUCUUGCAUUCUGUUUCAUCGUCGCAAAGACUCAGGAAUCGCUUAUCGCGGUCUCUUGUUUAUACGGAUUCUUCUCUGGCUCAAUCGUGUCCAUCAUUCCUGCUUUGGGUGUUUCCAUCUCACCGAGCAGAGCUGUAAUCGGAACGAGAAUUGGUAUGGCAUGUGCGACUAUCGGUCUUGGUCUGCUCGCUGGAACACCAGUUUCUGGUGCGAUUUUGAGUCAUCAUGGUUUCCCUGCGACUUGGGCAUUCUCUGGUACUGUGGCGCUUCUAGGCGCCUGUUUUUUGACAGCCGCUCGAGUGUUACACGGAGGCUGGAUCCUGAGGCGGAAAAUAUGA
Molecule: messenger RNA, 1658 nt
Organism: Aureobasidium pullulans EXF-150
Lineage: Eukaryota; Fungi; Ascomycota; Dothideomycetes; Dothideales; Saccotheciaceae
Product: MFS general substrate transporter
Exons: 3
Coding region: 315-1658 (447 amino acids)
Biological process (GO): transmembrane transport
Cellular component (GO): fungal-type vacuole membrane
Molecular function (GO): transmembrane transporter activity
Source: RefSeq, a predicted model, not a curated record